Serinus canaria (Common canary) is the source of this 597-nucleotide messenger RNA. It is a transcript of the gene UBA52, whose product is annotated as ubiquitin A-52 residue ribosomal protein fusion product 1. Bases 164 to 550 code for a protein of 128 amino acids. NCBI's taxonomy places the organism in Eukaryota, Metazoa, Chordata, Aves, Passeriformes, Fringillidae. The transcript is spliced from 5 exons. Gene Ontology annotation, biological process: translation; modification-dependent protein catabolic process; protein ubiquitination. The record is from RefSeq and is a predicted model, not a curated record. Gene Ontology annotation, molecular function: ubiquitin protein ligase binding; protein tag activity; structural constituent of ribosome. Gene Ontology annotation, cellular component: ribosome; nucleus; cytoplasm.
GGAGCGGUACCGGGGCUGUCGCGGGGCGGUACCGGUGUCCCCGCCGGAAAUGACGAACAGUCGCGGGGCGGUGCCGGUGACCCCGCCGGCAGUGACGUGGCCGCCAUUCCGGUCCCGCCUCCCUUUCCCUCAGCAGCGAGGCCGCGGGUGAGAAGGUGCCAAGAUGCAGAUCUUCGUGAAGACCCUGACGGGCAAAACCAUCACCCUCGAGGUGGAGCCCAAUGACACCAUCGAGAACGUGAAAGCCAAGAUCCAGGAUAAGGAAGGGAUCCCCCCCGACCAGCAGCGCCUGAUUUUCGCGGGGAAGCAGUUGGAGGAUGGCCGCACCCUCGCAGACUACAACAUCCAGAAAGAGUCCACCCUGCACCUGGUGCUGCGCCUGCGAGGGGGAAUCAUCGAACCCUCCCUGCGCCAGCUGGCCCAGAAGUACAACUGUGACAAGAUGAUCUGCCGCAAGUGUUACGCCCGCCUGCAUCCCCGCGCCGUCAACUGCCGCAAGAAGAAGUGCGGGCACACCAACAACCUGCGCCCCAAGAAGAAGGUCAAGUAGAGCCUCCAGCCCUGCCUGCACUGGCCAAUAAAGUAUUGCAACGCUCA